Molecule: messenger RNA, 4993 nt
Organism: Xiphophorus maculatus (southern platyfish)
Lineage: Eukaryota; Metazoa; Chordata; Actinopteri; Cyprinodontiformes; Poeciliidae
Product: vascular cell adhesion protein 1-like
Exons: 15
Coding region: 134-3718 (1194 amino acids)
Biological process (GO): cell-cell adhesion
Cellular component (GO): cell-cell junction
Molecular function (GO): cell adhesion molecule binding
Source: RefSeq, a predicted model, not a curated record
CGCCUGUGAAGAAAGUCACUGAAGACGAGUGGAAAGGUGGACAAAAAAAGAGUUUCAGUAUUUUUCUGAAACUCCUGGAUAAAAGUCUCUUCCCUGUUUGGAAUGAUCUGAAUGUUUCAAGCUUCAAAUCAGGAUGUUUGUUUUCAUCUGGUUAAUCGUGUCUCUCCCUACUGGCAACGGUGCAUUACAAUGGAAAGAGUUCUGUCAACAGGAAGGUUAUUGUGUUUCUUUCAAUGAGGAUGAAAUAAGAGCAGAAGCUGGACUCUGUGCUGUGAUACCAUGCUCUUUCACAUCUUUCUUUGUACCCGAACAUAUUAUUUGGUAUAAAUGUGAAAAAUCUGAGGACAAUUGUGCCAAAUCUGUCCCUGUAUUUCACUCUGGCGAGAACGAGAAAAACAUUCAACCUAUGUUCAAAGGUCGUGUGUCACUGCUGAACCUGAACAUGACUGAGAAGAACUGCAGCAUGGUGAUCAAUGAUCUUCAGAAAUCUGAUUCUGGAUCAUAUCAAGUCCGAGUUGUGGGAAAAGGAACAGGAGAAGCAUUUACAUAUCUUGCAAAAGCAAAACUCUCGUUAGCAGGUCUGAACCAAAAGCCCUCAGUGAUGAUUCCUCCACUGACUGAGGGACAGCAGGCCUCUCUGACCUGCACUGCUCCUGGUCUCUGCUCUGGGUCUCCUCCUAAAAUCACCUGGAUGUGGAGAGGAGAAGGAGAGAAAGAUUCUUACAUCAUAGGAAACAUUACUGCUUUAAAAACAGAGAAUCUGACUGCUUUCACAAAGAGACAUGUCUCAACUCUGACCUUUAAUGCAUCAGCUGAUCACCACAACACCAGUAUAACCUGCAAAGUCAACUUCAUAGGCGACAUAAAUAUAAAUGAGACUGUGACUCUGAAUGUGACAUAUGCAAGAAAACCUCAGAUCUCUGGUAGAUCAAAAGUUAAAGAAGGAAAUGAACUGAAUCUGAACUGCAGUGUGGACAGUUUCCCUCCAUCAGUUAUCACAUGGACUAAAUCUAGAAAACAAGCCGAACAGCAGAGUCACAAUGUAUCUAAAAAGCGUGGCAGCAGUAAAAUCUGUCAGCGACAAAAAAGAAGUUGCUUGUUUUCCGUCACUAAUGUGACAACAGAAGAUGCUGGUCUUUAUAUCUGCACAUCAAAACAUCUGAACAACACUCAGAGAGAAACAAUUACUGUAACAGUGACAUAUGCAAGAAAACCUCAGAUCUCUGGCCGGACAACAGUCAUGGAGGGAGACAAUCUGAAUCUGACCUGCAGUGUUGACAGUGUUCCUCCAUCAGUUAUCAAGUGGACUAAAUCUGGAAUAGAAACCAAAUGGCAGGACAACAUUUUAAGCAAAGUAGAAAGCAGACAAGUCUACCUGCUGGAAAAAAGUGGACGUGUCUCUUUUUCCUUCAUGAAUGUAACAACAGAAGAAGCUGGACGUUACAUUUGUACAGCAACGUAUCAGAAUGAAAGCAUGACGGAAGAAGUCCAUGUUAAAGUGACUUAUAUUAGAAAACCUCAAAUCUCUGGCAGAACAACAGUUAUGGAGGGAGAAGAUCUGAAUCUGACCUGCAGUGUUGACAGUGUUCCUCCAUCAGUUAUUACAUGGACUAAAUAUGGAACAGAAAUCAAUUGUCAGGACAAUAUUUUAAGUAAAGCAGAUAACAGCACAGUAGUCUACGGACAGGAAAAAAGUGGAAAUGUCUCUGUUUCCAUCAUGAAUGUAACAGCAAAAGAAGCUGGAUGUUACAUUUGUACAGCAACAUAUCAGAAUGACAGCAUGAUAGAGAACAUCCAUGUUAAAGUGAACUACCUCAGAAAACCUCGGAUCUCUGGUAGAACAACAGUAAAAGAGGGAGAUGAUCUGAAUCUGACCUGCGGUGCUGACAGCUUCCCUCUCUCAGAUAUCAACUGGACUAAAACAGAAUCAAAAACUCACCAGCAGCACAGCAAUUCAUCUAGUGCUUUCAUCAUCACUGAAAACACUAAGAGGAAAGAUGGCAAUGGUUCUUUGUCCAAAACUAAUGUGACAGCAGAAGAUGCAAGGCUUUACAUCUGUACUGCAAAACACCUGACCAAUAAUCUAACAGAACAAAUCAAAGUAACAGUAACGUAUGAUUUCAAAAAUGCAACUGUGGAGGAAGAUCUUCUGAAUCUGAAUUGCAGUGUUGACAGUUUUCAGCCACUAGUUGUCAUAUGGACUAAAUCUGGAACAGAAGCAAGUCUAAAAAUAGACUCUUUAAGUAAAGCAUUUACUGUCCAUGUGCUGUAUGAACUGGCAAAUGUCCCUUUUCCCAUCACGAAUGAAACAAUGGAAGACGCAGAGCGCUACAUUUGUACAGCGACAUAUCAGAACAGUACCAUGGAAGAAAAAAUCCAUAUAGUGACUAACAUAAGAAAACCUCAAAUCUCUGUCAGAACAACAGCUGAUGAGGAAGAGGCUCUGAAUCUGACCUGCACUGCUGACAGUUUUCCCUCCUCAGUUAUCAACUUGACCAUAUUAGAAAAAAGCAACCUGCAGAUUAAAAUUUCAAUGAUACUGCAAAACAGCAGUGAAAAUCUCAAGCAAGAACAAAGUGGAACGGACACUUUGUUCAUCAAUAGCGUUAAAGCAAAAGAUGCAGGCCUUUACAUCUGCACAGCAAAAGUCCAAAAUAUAACUCUAACAGAAGAAAUCAAUGUAACUGUUACAUAUAGAAGGAGGCCUCAGAUCAUUGGAAGCCAAACAAUAAAGGAAGGAGAUGCUCUGAAUCUGACCUGCAGUGUUGACAGUGUUCCUCCAUCACUCAUCGUGUGGACUAAAAAUUCACUCAGCAUACUUCCAAGCAACAGAACUAGUUCCCCCAGCAACAAUGGAUCUACUACUCUUGUCGUCUUCAACAUGACAGUAAAAGAUUCUGGACGAUACAUCUGCACAAUAACCUAUGAGAACAUCACUGAGACUAAAUAUAUUGACAUAAAUGUGAUUUGGUCUCCAAAGGUGCUGAAUGGUUCUGGAUGUGUGCUUCGGCCAGACAGUUUGACCUGUGUGUGUCUUAGUGCGGGAUUUCCUCUACCUACCAUCCAAUGGCCAUUACUGAAAGACCACACUGAGUACUCCAUCACCAGCAUUGUGUCAAACCACACUGUCAACAGCACUGUUACCAUAACUGUUGAGAGCCAUGGCAACAUCAGUGUCGAAUGCGUUAGCAGCAAUGAAAAUGGGGAAGCAAAAAAAAACCUCACAGUCCUCUGGGCAAAAGAAGAAGUAAGCAAGCAAACAACUAAUUCAGAAAAAAAGUUCAUGCUGGAAAUCAUCAUUGCCUUUUUGGUUGGGUUCCUUCUUGCACCUGUCAUCUGCUGUUUGUUGAUGAAAUUCUACAGAAUAAAACGGAAGAACUCUGCAGAUGAGGGUGAAUCUCUGGAGAUGGUUACGCCACUGAUGUCGAAUGGCCAAGCUGUUCAAGGGAGAGAAAAGAAAGAAGCUUUGGCAGGAGCUCCUGAAGCUACCAAUGGUCCAAAGGAAUUGAUUUAUGCCAGAAUUGACUUUUCCUUUCUAAACCGGAUUCCCACAAAACGGAUAAAGAGUUCAGAAAACAAAAACACAGAAUAUGCAGAAAUCAAGGCAAACAAGGCAAAAGGUCAUCAAGUGGAGAUGAUAAACUGUGUCCAAGAAGAGAAAGAAGAGGCUGAGGAACCAGUGUAUGCAAAAGUGGAGGAUUUAGUUGAGGAGAGUUGAAGAUUGAGACCAGAUGUCCAAGACAGAAUCACAGAAUACCCCAUAAAACUCAAGAAUACAAUAUGGAUGCCAUGAUUAUAAAAUACAGUAAGAGCUAAAUAUCAAUGAUAGUCAUGGUUUGUAUCUCCUGAAACCAGUUGCACAAAUCAUGGUUCAGAACAUCUAUCUGUAAAGAUGUUGAUUUAGUGUUUGAAUGCAUAAAAGGCAGACCAAAUACUUAUUAACAUAUGAACAAGAAAAUCUCCCACAUUUUCUGACUUCAAACAAGAGUGUGUAACGCUGAUGUCUUGUAGAUCUGUGUUGAUGUUUUCAUAACCAUCAUGCCUUUAACUAGUUUUAAUUAUAAACGUAACUUAUUUUUCAUGAAUUCUAUUCUUUUAGUGUACAAUAUAAAAUUUACAUGUAAAACUUCAAUGUGAUGUAUUUACAACUCGCACAUUGAGGCACUUGACACCUGGGUCCAUUAUGCAGGAUGUCAGCACAGUGCAAUAAAACUCAAUGGACUUCUUUUUUUAAUUUAUUGGGUGAGAUUAAUUGUAAAGUUGUUUCUUUCACAUAUUCAUUUAUGUAUAAGUUAGUAUACGUGUAGUAUAUUUGUACAGAUCUUUUAAAUACAUUUAUAAACUGCUACAUUUUAACUUUUAUUAAUGCUUGUUAUGGCAAAGUGAAUCAGGCAAACACAUGCAUCAUUUACUGUAUUUUUACAAUCUGCAGCACCACUUAUGACUUUGAAGAUGCCAUUCCAACCUGAUCCCUCCAUUUGGAUGUUAUACAAUGUUAUAAACUGCUUUCAACUAACGAGCUCCUAAUGUAACCAGUCAAAGAAACACUUUAGAAUUUAUAUAAUUAGAAAUAAUGUAUUUUAUGUAGUGUACUAAGAGAGAUAUUACAUUUAUUGAAUGUGAAAUUGAACCUGUUACCCAUUACCAUGAAAGUUCAAAGGCAGGGAAAAACAAAAAACAAAGAACAGAUAAAUCUCUAUGACUUGGGGAUCAUGUUCAGGAGGUAUUCAAAUAGUAUCUGAGGAAGCUUAAAGAACAACUUUUUAAAUAAAAUUAUAUUUAUAUUUUUUUUUGGUAUACUCUCACUAUGCCAUUCACAAAAUCGUUCACCCUUUUGAUUUGUAUUGCUGUACUUGAUUCUUUUAUAUGAUCCUGCAGGUCAAAACUAUGACUAAAAAAAUAACAAAAGUAAUCUGACGUAGCUCAAAUAUGGCAUGUUUUGUUUAUAUAUUUUUAUUGUAUUCAUUUUAAGUAAAUGCAUAAUAAAUGUACU